AUGAGUGCAGUAUACAACUCAGCCCUCCGGCAAAGCAAAGCCAUCCGCGCCGACCUUGAUGCCUUCUCCUCCUCCCUGUCCUCGACAGCAGCCUUACAGGGCCAGCUCACCACUUCGAUAACUUCAUUCUCGCGAACGCUAGACGACUACCAGCGCUCAGUCGACAAUGAGCUCGUCCCAGAAAAGGCAGAAAAGGGCAAGGAGCGCAUCGCGAACUUCCGCACCGAACUCCUCGACUUCCGUUCACGAUUCGCAGAGCUGAAGCACGAACGAGAACAAGCACAACUAUCAAACAACAGGACAGAGCUGCUAGGACGAAGACCGCACACCAGCCAAACACCCGAGAACCCCUACUCCGAUGCUGCCAUUACCAGCGGCGCCGGGCGAGGCGAGAACGUGAACCCCCUCUUCCGCACCUCAAACCCCAACUUCCAGCCUGGCAGCGCAGGACCAAACGCAUACAGUGCGUAUCAGUCAUCCUACGGACUCGGAGCGGACGAGGCGAGGGAGAACCAUGCGCUGCGGGAGAACUCGUUCUUCACCUCCGCCAACUCGACACUAGACGAGUACAUCUCGCGCGGACAGGCUGUGCUGGGAGAUCUUGGAGAUCAGAGGGAGAUGCUGAAGAACACGCAGAGGAAGCUGUAUAACAUUGGCACGACUCUGGGGAUUAGCGGGGACACUAUUCGCAUGGUAGAGAGGAGGGCGAAGCAAGAUAAAUGGAUUUUCUGGGGAGGGGUGGUGGUGUUUGUUGUUUUUGUGUAUUUGGUGUUGCACUACCUGAGGUCAUGA
Molecule: messenger RNA, 792 nt
Organism: Saxophila tyrrhenica
Lineage: Eukaryota; Fungi; Ascomycota; Dothideomycetes; Mycosphaerellales; Extremaceae
Gene: BOS1
Product: protein transport protein bos1
Exons: 2
Coding region: 1-792 (263 amino acids)
Biological process (GO): vesicle fusion; endoplasmic reticulum to Golgi vesicle-mediated transport
Cellular component (GO): ER to Golgi transport vesicle membrane; Golgi apparatus; endoplasmic reticulum membrane
Molecular function (GO): SNARE binding; SNAP receptor activity
Source: RefSeq, a predicted model, not a curated record